Molecule: messenger RNA, 1557 nt
Organism: Synchiropus splendidus (mandarinfish)
Lineage: Eukaryota; Metazoa; Chordata; Actinopteri; Syngnathiformes; Callionymidae
Gene: acot7
Product: acyl-CoA thioesterase 7
Exons: 9
Coding region: 270-1277 (335 amino acids)
Biological process (GO): acyl-CoA metabolic process; palmitic acid biosynthetic process
Cellular component (GO): extracellular exosome; cytosol; nucleoplasm
Molecular function (GO): long-chain fatty acyl-CoA binding
Source: RefSeq, a predicted model, not a curated record
CAGACUCAACGAUGACUUCUUGAGCAGGCGCCGGUGACUGGUAGCAUGUUACCAAAAUGGCUGUUGGCUUCGUUUCAUAUCGUUGUUUACUCUUAGUCUGACCAUUCAUUCCUACCUACCCUACCCACCACCUCAGCAGUCUUUAUUUAUUUUGAGUCAGAAACAUUUCUGUUUGCUUUUUAAAUGCGGUGAGAACUGACGCAGACUGUUUGCAUCCACGCAUCUCAUCGCCCUGAGGACCAAACAAGUCCCUUAUCUUCAUCAUCACCAUGUCGGAGGAUGCGUCGUCUCUUCAGUUACGAAGAAUCAUGCGACCAGAUGAUGCCAACAUUAUGGGCAACAUCCACGGUGGCACCAUCUUGAAGAUCAUUGAGGAAGCAGGAUGUGUGGUCUGCACUCGUCACUGCAAUUUUGACGACGAGGAACACUGUCUAGCAGCUUUGGUCCGGGUGGAGAAGGCAGAAUUUCUGUGCCCAGUGUUCAUCGGCGAGGUCGCUCAUGCCUGCGCAGAGAUUAUAUUUACCUCGGAGCACUCACUGGAGGUGCAGGUCAAAGUCAUCGCAGAGAACAUCCUCACAGGAACCAAAAGACUGGUCAACAAGGCAGUGCUGUGGUACGUCCCCAUCUCUCUCCAGAACAUUGACAAGAUCAUGAAUGUGCCGCUUAUUCAGUAUUCUAGUGCUGAACUGGAGGAGGAGGGUCGAAAGCGCUAUGAAGCUCAAAAAGUGAGGAGACUUGAAACCAAAACUGCUGUUGAGGAUGUUGUGGCCGACCCUCCCAUCUCAGAGCCUCACACUGUCGGCGCCAGCCAAUCCAAUUUGGUCCAGCUGAUUGGUCCGGGGGAUUGCUCGCUACACGACUUUGCUAAUGGCGGUGUGAUCAUGAAGCUGAUGGACGAGGUCGCCGGCAUUGUCGCCGCUCGUCACUGCAACACCAAAAUUGUCACUGGUUCCGUCCAAGAGCUAAAUUUCCGUCGCAAGAUUAAGAAGGGGUCUGUGGUGACCGUGUCAGGGCGCCUCACGUUUGUCAGCACUUGCUCCCUGGAAAUUGAAGUCCUAGUCGACGCGACUAUACUCAUGGAGGCGAAGGAAGUGAAGUACCGAGCAGCCUCAGGUUUCUUCAUCUACAUCUGCCUGGGCAAAGACAACAAGCCGCAGCCGGCUCCUCCUCUCAAGGUUCAGGGGGAGGAGGAGCAGAGGCGCUUCGAGGAGGGGAAGGCACGAUACCAGCUGAAUAAAGCAAGACGAGAAGCAGAAAAGCAGAAGCUCCACAAGUAAACACCAGCUGCAACGGUAUAUCAACAUUCCCAAUGCACUACAAAGAAAAUAAUACAUCAUUCUGUCCACUCACAAAGCCAAAUCCAUGACAUGCUAACUAUCACCAAAGUGGUCCCUUCUGUCUUCUAUGUAGCGCUGCAGAUAUUUAGCAUAUAUUUUAUGAUGCAUUUAAAGGAAGAGUGCGAUUUUGUUUGAUUUCGAAUGAUGACCAGUGUUGAAAAAGCGGCAGGGAAAAUGAUGAAUAAGUGAAUGAAUAAUGCUGAAUAAAAGAUCCAAGUAU